GGGGUGCAGCGCUGUCCUAAUGCCGCGCUUGCUCGGACUCAGUUAAGUGGCAGUCUUGGAGCAGGAGGGUGAGGCAGAGCCUCCUCGCGCCUGGCGAUCUGCAACGGCGAGCAAAGGAGAUCCUGGCCGUACCCUUCCUGGGAGGCAGAUGGCUUCCUCCUGACGCGGUUUCCGGAGGGGAGGGGGAGGGGAUAUAUAAAUGAGGGUGGUUGCUGCAGUGCCCCGUCGGGGAUCAUCAGCAAAGGCUUUGGAGGAGGAGGAUCUAGGGAAGGGCACGGCACGGCCGCGCGCUGGUUAAUCUGCCUCCCAGCUCAGCCCUCGCCCAAUGUCACCGGUCGCCUGCCUGCAUCCAAGUCCCGCCGCCAACUGCUGCCUUUAAAGCCCAGACGUCAGCAAUAGCGCCAAGGCAGAGCCGGGCUCCCCCUCAGCCUGCGGUCCGGCUUUCCAGCACCAUGAGCCGCACAGGAUCCUUGGCUGUCCUCCUCCUCCUCCUCGCAGUGCAAGUACUUUCACUUCCAUUAACAAAUCCAACAACUAAAGAUGACACCAAGGUGAUGAAGUGUGUUGUGGAGGUCAUUACUGAUAUUGUGUCAAAGCCAAAUCCACUCCCGGUCAGCCCGGAAUGUCUAGAAAUUCUUCGAGAAGAUGAAAGAAUCCUUUCCAUCCUUCGCCAUCAAAACUUGCUAAAGGAGCUUCAAGAGAUUGCAGUUCAAGGAGAAAGUGAAAGGACCGAGCAGCAGAAGAAAAACAGCGGUUUUGAAGAUGAGCUUUCAGAAGUCCUUGAAAGCCAAAGCAGCAAGAACACGGAAAGAGACCUCUUGGAGGGGCCCCCAGAUGAGGACCCUACUGCCUCCUUUGCUGAGUUGGAGGCAGAGAGGAGUCAGAAGAACAGGGAAAUGGAAGCUUCAAAAGAGGAUGAGCGAAACAGCUUGGAAGAGAGGGGACCAAGGGCUCGAGAUGUUGGCCUUGAAGAUGAAAGAGCAGCCACUGAGGGGUUCAAGAGCAAUGAGAUUGGCAAGGCAGAAGAAUUGUCCUGGGACGAUGCUGUCGACAACCACAUCCAUGGCGACAUAAAAAAUGAUGAUGUGCCUGAGCAGAGGCACCAAGAGGGUGAAGAAGCUUCAAGGGUGGAUGAAACUGAUGACUUUGAGAAUGACAAGGAGCAGAUUUCCAAAAAUAGCCAAGAAGAGAGCAACGAGGAGGUAGACGAAAGUGUCAGAGACCAGGCUGAGGAGGAAGAGGAGGAAGAAGAGGAAGAGGAAGAGGAAGAAGAAAGAGGCACCUCUGAAGAGGAACAUCCUACCAGUUCAGAGGAUGAGGAUUACCAGAGGGAAGACGAGAAUGAAGGCACUAAGGGUUUUGAAAAGGAUGAAAAGCCUUUGGAAGAGGAAGAGAAAUACCACAGUGUGAAGGGAGGGCGGCAUCGCUCUGUAGAUGAACCCAUGCAGGCUGAAGACUCCUCCCAUGGCAGAGAUGCCCCAAGUGAAGAAAUGGAAGAGGACCCCUCCAAAGAUGUAGAAGAUGCCAAGAGAUGGAACAAAAUGGAUGAGCUAGCCAAGCAACUGACCACUACAAAGAGGACAGAAGAAAAUGAAAGCAAUGAAGACCCAGACAGGUCCAUGAAAUUGGCUUUGAAGUCCCAUAAGUAUGACUUCCAUAACCCCGAAGAUGAAGUGAGGACACCACAGAAGCAUCACUCAAAAGAGGAGAGCAGUGAAGGAGGCUUUCCACUAGUUGCCAUGCCGGAGGAAAAAAAGGAUGAAGAAGGAAGCGCUAACAGAAGAACAGAGGAGGACCAAGAGCUGGAGAGCCUGGCAGCAAUAGAAGCAGAGCUGGAAAAAGUCGCCCAUAAGCUCCACGCCUUGAGAACAGACUGAUGUUCGGUAGUGUCCGACAUCUGUUUGACAUACAACAUCAGCAAAAAGCCAGACGUUUAACACCCUUUCAACACUGCAAUUAAUUUUUUUUUAAAAGUAAUAAUUGAGCAGAUGCAUUUUGCAUAGGAAGCCAAUGAUCACUAGAAAAAGCAGCAGUUUCUCUCUCUCCCGCUCCCUCUCUGCGGUAGCGCUGUGCUUCAUCGCCAUCUGCUUCUUGUUUGAUUUUUGUGCUCCUUUUAUUGGCUAUUGAUUUUCUUUUGUAACUGUUUGAUUGCAGCCUCACAAGCAGUAUGACGUAGCUCAUGUAUUUUCUCUUGAGAAACAGGGAUUGGUUUGUCUUUCGCCCUAUCCCCCUUAUUUUCCAUUUUUUAAAAAAAUAAAGAGCCAUGACAGGUCUAGAAUGUUUUACUUCUAACCGUUAGGUUUACUGGAUAAAGUAACUUGCAAUAACUUGUUAAUCUUUUGAUUAAAAGAUGAGAACUCUCACUGUAAUAUAUUCUGUAUAAAAAUUAAAGGUUAAAAAUAAACACACACAA
Molecule: messenger RNA, 2413 nt
Organism: Hemicordylus capensis (graceful crag lizard)
Lineage: Eukaryota; Metazoa; Chordata; Lepidosauria; Squamata; Cordylidae
Gene: CHGA
Product: chromogranin A
Exons: 8
Coding region: 453-1877 (474 amino acids)
Biological process (GO): defense response to bacterium; negative regulation of catecholamine secretion; negative regulation of insulin secretion
Cellular component (GO): chromaffin granule
Source: RefSeq, a predicted model, not a curated record